Stegastes partitus (bicolor damselfish) is the source of this 2240-nucleotide messenger RNA. RefSeq names its product GNAS complex locus (gene gnas). Gene Ontology annotation, molecular function: insulin-like growth factor receptor binding; mu-type opioid receptor binding; G-protein beta/gamma-subunit complex binding. Gene Ontology annotation, cellular component: cytoplasm; heterotrimeric G-protein complex. Gene Ontology annotation, biological process: sensory perception of chemical stimulus; adenylate cyclase-activating dopamine receptor signaling pathway. The record is from RefSeq and is a predicted model, not a curated record. The transcript is spliced from 12 exons. Bases 84 to 1223 code for a protein of 379 amino acids. NCBI's taxonomy places the organism in Eukaryota, Metazoa, Chordata, Actinopteri, Pomacentridae.
CUUCUUCUUUUUCUUCUUCUUCUUCCAUCUCCUCCUCCUCCUCUUCCCCUGGACCCCCUUUUUUUCUUUUUUCUUGCGGGAAGAUGGGUUGUUUGGGCAACAGUAAGACCGAAGACCAGAGAAAUGAGGAGAAGGCACAAAGAGAAGCAAACAAAAAGAUAGAGAAGCAGCUCCAGAAAGACAAACAGAUAUACAGAGCAACACACAGACUACUACUUUUAGGAGCUGGAGAGUCAGGAAAGAGCACCAUAGUGAAACAGAUGAGGAUCCUACAUGUCAACGGCUUCAAUGCAGAAGAGAAGAAGCAGAAAAUUCAGGACAUCAAGAAUAAUAUUAAAGAGGCUAUUGAGACCAUAGUAACAGCUAUGAGCACCCUGACACCGCCGGUGCAGUUGGCAUGUCCACAGAACCAGUACCGGAUCGAAUACGUCCUCAACCUGGUCAACCAGAAGGACUUUGAGUUUCCGUCUGAGUUUUACGAUCAUGCGAAGACACUGUGGCAGGACGAGGGGGUCCGAGCGUGCUACGAGAGAUCCAACGAGUACCAGCUAAUCGACUGUGCACAAUACUUUCUAGACAAGAUCGACAUUGUGAAACAGAGUGACUACACUCCAACAGAUCAGGAUUUGCUGCGGUGCAGAGUACUGACAUCAGGGAUCUUUGAGACCAGAUUCCAAGUGGACAAAGUUAAUUUCCAUAUGUUCGAUGUCGGCGGUCAAAGAGACGAACGCCGGAAAUGGAUUCAGUGCUUUAACGAUGUAACGGCCAUCAUCUUCGUGGUGGCCAGUAGCAGUUACAACAUGGUGAUCCGAGAGGACAAUCAGACCAACCGUUUACAGGAGGCCCUCAACCUCUUCAAGAACAUCUGGAACAACAGGUGGCUGCGGACCAUUUCUGUCAUCUUGUUCCUUAAUAAACAGGACCUGCUAGCAGAGAAGGUGCUGGCGGGGAAGUCCAAAAUCGAGGAGUACUUUCCUGAAUUUGCUCGCUACACGACACCUGACGAUGCGACACCGGAGCCUGGGGAAGAUCCUCGUGUUACAAGGGCGAAGUAUUUCAUAAGAGAUGAAUUCCUGAGGAUCAGCACAGCGAGCGGGGACGGGAGGCACUACUGUUACCCCCACUUCACCUGCGCCGUCGACACAGAAAACAUCCGCCGCGUCUUCAACGACUGUCGAGACAUCAUCCAGCGGAUGCACCUUCGGCAGUACGAGCUGUUGUGAUGGGAGAAAAAAAAAGGUGUUUGGCCAAAAACAGAAAAACGGAUCUGACUAUGAAACAACCCUGAACCCCGAGUCUCUGAACUCUCCUCUUCCACAGAAGUGUGUGAGCUCUGGUGACCGAACGGGGGCCAAAACACACAAACACACAUUUACAGUAAAGACACCCAGAACUUCCUCGAUGCAAACUCCCUACCUGAUGUAGAAAGAGCUAUUUUAAUGGAAGACUUCGGGGGGCUAACACAUGAACAGACGCCAUAUUCCAGCUCCUCACCUUUCAGCAUCAUCUCCAUACAUGUUACCGUCACCUUUCUGAAAACCCAGAGCGGCCCGGUCUGGACUGAGUUUCCUGCAGCGAGGAGGGUUUGAGCUGCAGAUGUGUGAUUUCCCUGUUGAUGAGAUUUGAGAUGGAAACUAAAGAGAGCUGCUGCUACUGCAGUGCAACUGGGAAAGAGAUAACUGUUGAAUUACUGCAAAUAGAGAGUAAAUAAAAGAUCAGCUGAACACUGUAUCUAAGAAAAACAAGAAAAAAAAAACACAAGCACUGUGCUCAGGACUUGACUCGAACCAUGUAACACCAAACCUUCCUAUCACUUACGGACGUCUUUAAAUCCAGCCACAGGCUCUGCUUGCACACAGAAGUGUAUCACACCUGCUUUUUACUGGACUGCACCACCGAGGGGAGGGAAUCCGGAAAACUGAGCGCCAGAUGCCAGCCCAUUUAUCUGGAGCGGCGCUUUGAGAUUCGGCCCCGAGGAGCAGCGUCACCACAGACUACACGGACCACGGGUGUGUUAGCGAGACUUCGGGGGGGGGUGGGGGUGAGUUCAGGGGUUCACAGAAACAGGACGGAUCCGACUCCGAUGUGAAUUUCUCUGAUGGAGUUCGGCCACGUUUGACAGGGACGACUUCUCCACAGAACUGUUUUGCCACCUGACUUUGCCUUGUUGGUUGUGGAGCAAAAAUGUGAGGAGGAUAUACUGAGUUAAAAUUUAAAAAAAAGAAAAGAAAAAAAAAAAA